UCAACGGGUCGGGUUUUGAAUAUUUGACGGAAAAGGGCAGAUAAAAACAUGAACCCUAAGCAAAAACAAAACCCUAGCUCCAUUCCCUCAGCAGCAAGCAGCUCCAUCCACCAUGGGCAUCGAUUUGAAAGCAGGAGGUAAGUCGAAGAAGACCAAGCGUACAGCCCCCAAAUCCAAUGAUAUCUACCUCAAGCUCCUCGUCAAGCUAUACCGUUUCCUUGUUCGGAGGACUGGUAGUAACUUCAACGCCGUCAUCCUCAAGCGUCUUUUCAUGAGCAAAGUCAACAAGCCACCGCUAUCUCUCUCCCGCUUGAUCCGUUACAUGAAGGGAAAGGAGGGUAAGAUAGCUGUAGUUGUGGGAGCUGUGACAGAUGAUAUUAGGGUGUAUGAAGUGCCUGCAUUGAAGGUAACUGCCCUGAGAUUCACUGAAACUGCCAGAGCUCGGAUUGAGAAGGCUGGUGGCGAGUGUCUUACCUUUGAUCAGCUUGCUCUUAGAGCUCCUCUUGGCCAGAACACAGUUCUUCUUAGAGGCCCUAAGAAUGCCCGCGAGGCUGUCAAGCACUUUGGACCAGCACCUGGUGUGCCCCAUAGUCACACCAAGCCCUACGUUCGUGCAAAGGGACGGAAAUUUGAGCGUGCUAGAGGAAGAAGGAAUAGCAGAGGCUUCAGAGUUUGAGUUCUGGAGCUCAAAGAUGAAGGAUUUUCCGUUUUAUCAUGUGACCGUUCUGUAUUGUUUUCCUUCUUUUUGUGUCGUUAAAACAGUUUAUUUUAGUUCAGUUUUCCUUCCCUCAAAGGGGAAAAGGGAUUGGAACUCGCUCAACAAUUUUGGUUUAUCACUACUGAUCUAAUGAACUCUAUGAAAGGAUAGUAGAUUUUCUUCA
This is a messenger RNA of Arachis stenosperma, 881 nucleotides long. Its product is annotated as 60S ribosomal protein L18-like. NCBI's taxonomy places the organism in Eukaryota, Viridiplantae, Streptophyta, Magnoliopsida, Fabales, Fabaceae. Gene Ontology annotation, cellular component: ribosome; cytosolic large ribosomal subunit. Gene Ontology annotation, biological process: translation. The record is from RefSeq and is a predicted model, not a curated record. The coding region runs from base 113 to 676 and encodes 187 amino acids. Gene Ontology annotation, molecular function: structural constituent of ribosome; RNA binding. The transcript is spliced from 5 exons.